AUGCAGUCAGGGCGGCCACAAAUUCAUAAAAUGCAUGAAAACACGGUGACUGUUUUUAAAACUUUACUGGAAUGGUACAUAGACGACGCAUACGUUUCGCGAAAUGAAGUUGGUUUAAUUCAAAUUGACAAUCCACGUCAUUACAAAUCAAUAGAUGACCUUUACCUAGCAGCAAAGGUUUCAGCCUCCGUCUCUCCGUCUAGUGUCUCUACGAGUUCAAACGCUCUUCACCAAGAAGAUAUUGAAGCAUUCAAACUUAAAUGCCUUGACUUUUUUAUUGAAGGGGCAAAUCAGGUAGAAAAAAGACAUAAACAAAUGAUUGUGCAAAAGAGGACGGCAACAACAACUCCAACUGGUGCUAUACUUCCAGAACCCGAGAAAACGCCUUUUGGCCUUCUAGGAAGUUUUGCUGCUGCUUAG
Parnassius apollo (apollo) is the source of this 420-nucleotide messenger RNA. The record is from the annotation of a GenBank genome assembly. Lineage: Eukaryota; Metazoa; Arthropoda; Insecta; Lepidoptera; Papilionidae.